AUGUCAAGUGAAACUAAUGCAGAAUCGGACAUGGAAUACUCAGAAGAUGAUUGCAGUUACGAAGACUAUUACAACUCUGUCGAUGAUUGUGAUAGUGAGCAGGUUGAUUUCAAGAAAGUAGAUCCAGAACAUCACAUGCUUGAUUGUCUCUCAGUUGAAGAGGUUGAAAGACUUCUCAAUGAAUCUGUUGAAGCUUUAUGCAAUGAAUUGGAGGUAGUACCAUCACUUGCCAAGGUACUACUUCACACUCACGAGUGGGCUGUUGGCAGAGUCAUCUCGCAGUUUAGAAGUAAUUCCUCUCAACUGCUCAUUUCAUCAUGUGUCAAACCAGCUAUACCACCUGUACAGCAUCAAGAAAAUCUGACUUAUAUGACUUGUCCUGUAUGCAUUGCAACCCAUCCAAGAGAGAAAUUUUGUAGUUUGGCUUGUGGUCACAUGUUUUGUAAAGAUUGUUGGGCAAUGCAUUUUGAAGUUCAAAUUUCUUUGGGUGUGUCCACCGGUAUAGCAUGUAUGGCACAAGACUGUGGUGUUCUGACUCCAGAAGAUUUUGUUCUUUCUCUUGCCCCAAGACCCCAGCUGAGGGAAAAAUAUCAGAUGUUCUGCUUUCGUGACUAUGUCAAAUCUCACCCGCACUUGAGGUUUUGCCCCGGUCUCAACUGUAAUGUUGUAAUGCUGUCAAAAGAGCUGAAAGCCAAGAAAGCAUUUUGCACCCAGUGUAAAACAAUGUUUUGUUUUAACUGUAGCCUAGACUAUCAUGCACCCUCUGAUUGUAAUACAAUUAAACGGUGGUUAACAAAAUGUGCUGAUGACAGUGAAACAGCUAACUAUAUCAGUGCUCACACUAAAGACUGCCCCAAAUGUCAUGUCUGUAUCGAAAAAAACGGUGGUUGUAAUCACAUGCAAUGCCGCAACUGUAAGCAUAAUUUCUGUUGGAUGUGCCUGGGAGACUGGAAAGCUCAUGGUGCCGAAUAUUAUGAAUGCUCUCGCUACAAGGAGAAUCCUAAUAUUGCCAAUGAAUCUGCUCAUGCUCAGGCCCGGGAAGCACUCAAAAAGUACUUGCACUAUUAUGAAAGAUGGGAGAAUCACUCUAAAAGUUUAAAAUUAGAGGAGCAAACUGUUCAGCAAAUUAAAUACCGAAUCAAUGAAAAAGUGAUGACCUGCUCAGGAACCUGGAUUGACUGGCAGUAUUUAAUGGAUGCUGCAGCCCUUCUGGCUAAAUGUCGUUAUACCUUGCAGUAUACUUAUCCUUAUGCUUACUACUUAGAACCUGGUCCGCGUAAAGAACUGUUUGAAUAUCAGCAAGCACAGUUGGAGGCAGAAAUUGAAAACCUUUCAUGGAAAAUUGAGCAUGCAGAAACCACUCAUCGAGGUGACCUAGAAAAUCAAAUAGACAUUGCCGAAAAGAGGAGAACUACUUUAUUGAAAGAUUUCUUUGAAUCUUGAUAGGACUCCUCUUCAUUGACUUUUGAGUAAUAUUUAUUUAUCUAUGUCUAGAGAAAACAAAAUUUGAUGUCGCUCAGUUUUAUUCCAAAGCUGAAUGAAGUAUUUAAUAAAAGUAUUAAAAGAUCUGGCUAUUAAACAUUCUGCAAGUAAGAAUCACAGUCUUACUUAAAUUGUAAGGUGGUUACAAAAAUAUUCAAAAUUCCCUCCCUUUCUUUCAACAAAAGCGAUCACUCUGAGCCAAUCAGAGUGCGGUAUCUCGUGUUUUCGCUUGUCAUUCCUUCCUCUUUCUUACAAGUCAAGUUUUGUUUCUGAAAAUAUAAGUUCGUUUUUCCCUUCUGAAAGGUGGCCCUUUUGGGUCACCAAGUCUUCAGUCAAGUCUCCAAGUCAGAGUUGGCACCCCACGUUGGGCGCCAUCUUUGAGACUUGGAGCCCGGAAAAAAAAAGAAGUCCGUAUCUCAUGCUCAUUGAACUUGCAUGAAGGAAGAAAGCUCAGUCUGGAAGAGCAAAUGAAAGAACACAGAGUUCUUGAUUAAUCAAAACCUCCAGCACCUGAAACGCUUACCGACCGGCAAAUACAUGAAAGAAAAACUAAAUGGUUGCCAAACAAACUUACACUUACAGAAUCAAAACUUGAUUUGCAAUAGUGAAGAAGGAAUGACAAGCGGAAACACGAGAUGACGCUCCUGCCACGAUCUUCCACCCUGAUUGGCACAGAUUGAUUGCUACUGUUGAAAGAAAUGGAGGGAAAUUUGAAUAUGCCUUUGACCAUGUCACAAAAUCUGUAUCUUGCCAUAACUUUUCAGUUCUUACUUGAGUGCCCAGGCUAUGCAAUUCAGCAAAAAAAUUAGAAUAUCCAUG
Molecule: messenger RNA, 2301 nt
Organism: Bemisia tabaci
Lineage: Eukaryota; Metazoa; Arthropoda; Insecta; Hemiptera; Aleyrodidae
Source: RefSeq, a predicted model, not a curated record